AAGAGUAACAUCUGCUAAAUACCUACUACGCGUCCUUAAAUAAUUAACGUGGUCGGGAUGGCAAAGAGAGGAAAAAGUAGAAAGAAUUCUGAUGCUCCUCUUUCUUUAGGAAGACACACGAUCGGCGGACGUGUUGGCAAGAAGAACGACAAAAAGACUGACUCUGGAACAACUGAAAGUAAAACUAGCUUCAGCAAGCGCGUUGCAAAAGAGCUAAAAAAUAAUGAAUUAUUUCAAAGACUGAACAGUGCUGGAAAACAAGAAACAAAUGCUAGUCCUCAAGCAUCCCAAAAGAAUCUCUUCAAUCGUGUUCAGGCUCCGUUAAAGGCCUCUUCAUCUCCUCCUUCUUCAGUUCUUGCCAAUGGCUCAAUUUCUAUUCGUGGUACGGCAGGACCCACCACCGUUGCAAUUGAAAACUUGGCUCCAGGAACCUCUUCAGAAGACGUCUCUGCAACUCUUCAAAGAUUUGGUGAAAUCUCUCAAUGCCAGGUUUUUGAUACGCAGGGCAAAGUUCGGGCUAGCGUAAAAUUUACUACGUUCUCGAAUGCUCAGCAGGUGGUACAGCAACUUGAUGGUGUUACAGCAGAUGGUCGCAAAUUAUCUUGUUACAUAAAAAAGAACAAACCUAAAAAAGGAAAAAAUAAACUUAAAAAAUUUUCCUGUUCUUGCGAGAUAAUUUCCUCUCUCAAUUUAAGCAGGUGCUUUAACCAGAUGAAAGUCAUUUGUCUAUAUGCCAGUUCAUGA
Molecule: messenger RNA, 744 nt
Organism: Schizosaccharomyces cryophilus OY26
Lineage: Eukaryota; Fungi; Ascomycota; Schizosaccharomycetes; Schizosaccharomycetales; Schizosaccharomycetaceae
Product: RNA-binding protein
Exons: 4
Coding region: 58-744 (228 amino acids)
Biological process (GO): mRNA export from nucleus
Cellular component (GO): nucleus
Molecular function (GO): mRNA binding
Source: RefSeq, a predicted model, not a curated record